Molecule: messenger RNA, 1760 nt
Organism: Didymella exigua CBS 183.55
Lineage: Eukaryota; Fungi; Ascomycota; Dothideomycetes; Pleosporales; Didymellaceae
Product: FMN-linked oxidoreductase
Exons: 2
Coding region: 130-1629 (499 amino acids)
Biological process (GO): tRNA processing
Molecular function (GO): flavin adenine dinucleotide binding; tRNA dihydrouridine synthase activity
Source: RefSeq, a predicted model, not a curated record
GUUCUACGAGAGCAUCGGCAGCCCGAAGCUGAUCCUUGCGCCCAUGGUCGAGCAGUCGGAGCGUGGCGGCUUCUCUCCCGCUCUUUCCUCCCAGCCUCGCAGCAGACGAACCUGCUAGCCUACUCGCCCAUGUUUCACUCGCGCAUGUUCGGUGAAAAGUCCAACUACCGCGACUCGCACUUCCAGCCCCUCAAAUCGACCUUGCCCUCGCCGCCUGACUACUACCAUGUCUCGCAACUGCCCGAGUCGGAGAGACAUCUUGACGGGAACCCCGCUUUCGAUCGGCCGCUGACCGUACAGUUCUGCUCCAACGACCCAGACGACCUUCUCACGGCUGCGAAACAUGUCGCGCCGUUCUGCGAUGCGGUCGAUCUGAAUCUCGGUUGUCCGCAAGGCAUCGCAAAGAGGGGCAAGUACGGCGCGUUCUUACAAGAGGACUGGGACCUGAUCGCAAGCAUGAUAAGGAAGUGCCACGAGGAGCUCGACGUGCCCAUCACAGCCAAGAUGCGCGUACUUGAGACAAAAGAGAGGACCCUGGCGUACGCGAAGUCGCUCUUGGACGCUGGCGCUAGUAUCAUCACUGUGCACGGCAGGCGGAGAGAGCAGAAGGGGCACAACACAGGCCUGGCGGACUGGACCUUCAUACGAUACUUGAGGGAAAACCUGCCCGCAGAGACGGUCAUCUUCGCAAAUGGCAACAUUUUGCAGUACGACGACAUCCGGGCCUGCUUGGAUGCUACAGGCGCAGAUGGUGUCAUGAGCGCAGAAGGCAACCUCUACAAUCCCACAAUCUUCGCAGAGCCGCCUCCCGUCGGCAAAGAAGGCCGCGAGUACUGGCGCGGCAAAGACGGCAAGGGCGGUUACAGAAUGGACGCAGUAUUUCGGCGAUACAUGGACAUCAUCCACAGGUACGCUCUCGGGCAAGAACCACCAGCAAGGAAGCCGCUCUGGAUGCCCGGCGACCCAGAAGACCUAGCGGCAGAAGCGACAGAAGAAGACGAAGGGCCGCCAAAGAAGAAGCAAAAGCAAACACCAAAACCAGCGGAGAAGAAGGGCACAAAGACAACUAACCCCAACCUGACCGCCAUGCAAGCACACCUCUUUCACCUCCUCCGGCCGCUUGUAUCCCAACACCACAAUGUCCGUGACGCCCUUGCUCGCUCACGCACAGGUGACAUUGACGCCUUCGAAAAUGUCCUCGCCCUUACCGAAGCAGCCGUCAAGCAGGGUAUUACCGCCUACGAGGCCGAGCAGGCAAACAGCACCUCGACCACAGAUCCCACACCAGUGCCGGAAGUUCUCGAAAACCUCGACCCCUACGAGUCCUCUCUCGCCACCGUUGCGCGCUGCAAGCGCCCCUACUGGGUGUGUCAGCCUUACGUACGGCCUCUGCCGAAGGAGGCGAUUGAGAAGGGGAGUAUGAGUUUGAGUAAGAAGGAGAAGAGGAGGUUGGAAAUUGAGGCUGAGGAGGCGAGGAAGGCGGGGCUGGAGCCGCAGGGGAGGGUACAGAUAGAGAGCAUGAAGAACGGGGAGGCCAAGGGAGUACAAAGCCUCGAAGCAAAUGAGAAGAAGAAUACCAAGAGUGAUGGGGUGGUCGAAGAGCCCAAGGAGGGUGUGGUCUGUGGGUGAUGUGGGCUGGCAGAUGGAUGUAGUCAAGAAGAUGGAUAUACCCAGUCAAGGUCAAGAUCUAGUAUUUGCUUCACGGUAUCACAUGCUUAAGAGGUGGUUUGCACUGAAGAAGAUGAGGAGUAAAGGCUGGA